CGAACCUGCGCCGCUGGCGUGAUCGCGGUCGAGGCGUGCGCGGACGACACGAAGGGCCAGACGUGCUACAUCUGCACGCAGGCUUUGCAUUGGAAGACAAAGGAGGGCCUCGUGCGCAUGUGUGCAUGCCGCGGGACGGCGGGUUUCGCGCACGUGUCGUGCUUGGCGGAGCAGGCGAAGAUUUUGGUCGCGGAGGCCGAGGAGAACAAUUUGGAUGACAAGCCGUUCAAUGAGAGGUGGGUUCGGUGGCUCAACUGUAGUCUGUGCGAGCAACGAUACCACGGCGUCGUGUGGUGCGCGCUCGGGUGGGCGUGCUGGAAGACAUACUUGGGGCGGCCCGAGUGGGACUGGGCUCGGCGUGGUGCGAUGAGCGUGCUUGGGAACGCUUUAUUCGAUGUAGAACGCUAUGAGGACGCGCUGUCCGUACAAGAGGCAGAGUUGUCUAUGGCGCGGCGCCUUGACGCAUCAGAAGAACACAUACUUGUCGUGCGGAGCAAUCUUGCGAGCACGUAUGAAGUGCUUGGACGGGAUGAAGAGGCCCUGGUUCUGCGGCGAGACGUACACUCCAGGCGUGUGAACCGCGACGGCGAGGAACAUACAACGACUCUCAUAGCAGCCAACAACUACGCACUGUCCCUUAUGCAUCUACAACGCUACCAAGAAGCCAAGAGUCUAUUGCGCAGAACUCUGCCCGUGGCGCGACGUGUUCUCGGAGACGAUGAUGAAACUACGCUCAGACUGAGGUGGUAUUUCGCCGGAGGGGUUGUCGAGGAUCCCGCCAGCACGCUCGACGAUCUACGCGAGGCAGUGGCGACGCUCGUGGAAAUAGAACGGACCGCGCGGCGCGUGCUCGGUGGCGCGCACCCGACCACAACGGGGAUUGAGCACCGCCUGCGACUCGCGCGAGCCGCGCUCCGCGCCCGCGAGACGCUGUCGGGGAAAUCCUAAGACUAAAGAAA
This is a messenger RNA of Pelagomonas calceolata, 959 nucleotides long. Lineage: Eukaryota; Pelagophyceae; Pelagomonadales; Pelagomonadaceae. The record is from the annotation of a GenBank genome assembly.